UGUGAAGUUUUUUGUGGAGGUUUUUGGUACAAUUGGCCCGAGCCCAAUUCUUUACCCUAAUUUGCCCUUUACCCUGAAUCACCUGUUAAAAGUUGUUAAAAUUGCUCCCAUUAUUGCAUUAGUUCCCUCCUCUCUACUUUCAACAUAUGAAAGUUUUAAAACUGUUUCAUCAUUUAAAGAUAGAUUCAAGUCAAGAUUUUGCCGAUUUAGAAGUAUUUUAGAUAAAAAGUUACUUAGGUUCGCUAGGAAGGUUCUCUACAACAUAGCCGUCCUAAAAAGCCUACUGCUUUAAGAUGGCGGCUGUCUACUAACGCAUUUAGAGCCAUGUCCGUCAUUUUGCAUCUAGUUAUAUCUAUAUACAGUACAUGUGAUAUCUACCAUGUCUACCAUAUCUACCAUAACAAGCGGGCGUAGUUUGUCGGCUAUCGGCUACAACAUGUAUUAUUGGAGGUACCUAGCAUCGCGUUUGCUUGGCGUCACAACUUUCUUGCCUCCUCCCCGCUCCUGCUCUGCUCUGUCGUCUUUAAUCAGAUUACCCGUGCAGAAAAAUGAACGCGUUAGAUUACUCGUUACUGAAAAAAGUCAUCAGUAACGUGUUACUCACAACAUUGGUGACAACACCCUGAUGACACCUUUAGCAUAGUUUUCAAGCAGUGGCGGACUUGACAAUUUUGGGGCCUAAGGCGAACAUAUCCAGGGGCCCUCUUCAUGGGUCAGGGGUUAAAAGGUGAGAAGGGUGUGGAGGAAAUAUGUUCUGGUACACUAGGGCUGUCCUAAACAACACAUUUUCUCCUGAUUAGUCAGCCGACUAGUUUUACGAUUAAUCGACUAAUCUAAUAAUUUUCUUUUUUUUACUCAUUUAGAAAUGAAAUUUUUGUUGACGCUUAUUAAUUCACAAAACUAUUUUGGAACACUUAAAUUCUUUAUUAAAGUACAAAUAAUCAUGUAAAUAACAAUAAUUAAUCACAAAUUAACAAUAAGGUUAGAUGUUGAUAGCAUUUACUAGUGCAAAAAAAAGGAAAGUAAACACAUUCAGAACACUGACUUUGCCUUUCCAACAUUAUUCAAAACAAUUCUUAAAAAAAAAUUCUAGCAAUAUUAUUAUAGUAUACUACUAUAUAUAAUAGUAGUGUAAUAAUUACAAUAAUUAUUCAUUGCCAAUCAUAUUUGUCAUUAAGAGUGUCAUUUGAAAGCUAUUCUUAGUGUAGAAUCUGUAUUAUGUAGUAGUUACUCAACACAUUAUAAUAUUAAUUCUGAAGUAUAAGGGAUUAACUCCAGAAAUCAUUAUUUAUAUGACGAAUAUGACGUGCUUUUGCUGUUAACCAGUCGUUGAGUGUUAUUGUAUGACUAAUUGGAACUGUACUACAUUGUUUCGCCACAGGGUGCGCUGUCGUGUAUUUUAUGUUCGGUGUGAAGAUGAAGAAGAAAGUUAAAAGAUGCAUUAGUGGCCUGUUCUCAACUUCUCCCUCACUGCACUUUGGCUCUCAUGGUAUGGAGAGCACGUUCGCUCAUGUGUUCGAAAUAAACGAUAGCCGACGUGCAAAGUAGCAAGCGAGCUGUAAAAAUAGCGAGCUUAUUGGCGUGAAAACCGCGGGAGAGCUAAGUGAAGCUAACGAACAGCUAAGCGUAAGUUUCUCAAUGCCUGCAUGACGCUUAACCUCAUCAAGUAUCAACCAGACUACAAAGCCAUCAGCAACACCAUGCACCACCAGAAGUCGCAUUCAUGAUCAACAGACAAAGUUUAAUGGCGUCCCGGUAGAAUCGCCAAAAUGAACACGCUACCAUCAAUGGACCGGCACAUCCAGCAGACCAAUGACAGGCUGCAGUGCAUCAAACAGCACUUACAGAAUCCAGCCAACUUUCACUCUGCAGCCACAGAGCUGCUGGACUGGUGUGGAGAUCCCCGGGCCUUCCAACGACCUUUCGAGCAAAGCCUCAUGGGAUGCCUGACGGUGGUAAGUCGUGUGGCCGCUCAGCAAGGAUUUGACCUGGACCUAGGCUACCGGUUGCUGGCUGUGUGUGCCGCCAACAGGGACAAAUUCACCCCCAAAUCUGCCGAAACCAGCACCUGCAGGAGAUGUCAGACUGACUCAGCCCUGCUGUCGUCGUGGUGCGAGGAGCUGGGUCGUCUGCUCCUGCUGCGUCACCAGAAAAACAGACAGAACGAAUCACAGGGGAAAGUGCCCAUGCAGUCCGGCAUGAAUAGCAUGAAGGCUGGCCUCACGCACAGCGAUGGCUCUUUUCCCUAUGAUUCUGUCCCUUGGCAACAAAGUACUAACCAGCCCCCUGGGUCAUUGUCUGUGGUUACAACAGUGUGGGGCGUCACCAAUACAUCACAGAGCCAGGUUCUUGGGAACCCGAUGGCCAACAGCAAUAAUCCCAUGAAUCCCGGGGGUAACCCCAUGGCGUCGGGAAUGUCGGCCAGCACUGGGGGGCUUAACUCUCCCCAGUUCAAUGCCCAGCAGCAGCAAUUUCCCAACAAAGGAGGCUCCAACCAGCAGUACAUGCAGCAGGGGAUGUACAGCAGGCCCGGAUACCCUGGAGGCCCUGGAGGAUACAGCGGCAGUUACUCUGGAGGUCCAAAUCCUCCUCCAGGAAGUAUGGGCGUGUCCUCCCACACUCGACCGACUGGCGAUUUCACGCAGCCGGCCGCCGCCGCCGCUGCAGCUGCUGUCGCUGCCGCCGCUGCUACGGCUACCGCCACGGCAACAGCCACCGUAGCGGCGCUACAGGAGACGCAGAAUAAAGACAUGAACCAGUAUGGGCAGAUGUGUUCUUCCUUCCAAAUGGGCCACGCUCAGGCCUACAACAGUCAGUUCAUGAACCAGACUGGCCCACGAGGACCCCCCGGAGGGAUGAAUCCCGCCAGCAUGGCUUCAGGAAUGAACAACCCUAGCAUGAGCGGGCCACCCAUGGGCAUGAAUCAGGCCCGGACUCCCGGAAUGGGACCUUUUGGUGCUCACGGCCAGCGGAUGCCCCAGCAAGGCUAUCCGGGAGGACCUCGGCAGGGCAUUCCCAUGCAGGGAAUGAAGCGGCCGUAUCCUGGCGAGGCCGGGUAUGGUGGACAAUAUGGGCCUAACAGUCAGUUCCCGCCGCAACAGGGGCAGUACCCGACUCCCAACGCCUCCCGACCAUUGCCUUCACCCAACUACCCAGGACAGAGGAUGCCCGGGCAGCAGGGGCAAGGACAGUACCCGCCUGGCAUGCCCAUUGGCCAGUAUUACAAGCAAGAACCAUUUAAUGGGCAGAGCACUAACUUCUCGGGUGGAGGCUACUCGUACGGGCAAGUGAAUGGGCCCCCUAGGCCUGGUAAUUACCCCCACUCACCAGUACCUGGAAAUCCCACCCCACCCAUGACGCCCGGAAGUAGUAUCCCUCCGUACCUGUCGCCGAACCAGGACGUGAAACCCCCUUUUCCACCUGACUUGAAACCAAAUAUGACAGCACUUCCACCUCCUCCAUCUCUUACCAACGAGGAGCUGCGACUGACGUUCCCGGUGCGAGACGGCGUGGUGCUCGAGCCAUUCCGCCUGGAGCAUAACCUGGCUGUCAGCAACCACGUCUUCCACUUGCGGCCGUCCGUCCACCAGACCCUUAUGUGGAGAUCAGACCUGGAACUGCAGUUCAAGUGCUAUCACCACGAAGACAGGCAGAUGAACACCAACUGGCCGGCGUCGGUCCAGGUCAGCGUCAACGCCACGCCCCUCACCAUCGAGCGGGGCGAUAACAAGACCUCCCACAAGCCCUUGCACUUGAAACAUGUGUGCCAGCCAGGCAGGAACACCAUACAGAUCACCGUCACCGCCUGUUGUUGCUCGCAUCUGUUUGUGCUGCAGCUGGUCCACAGGCCAUCUGUGCGCUCUGUCCUCCAGGGGCUUCUAAAGAAGAGGCUCCUUCCCGCGGAACACUGCAUUACCAAAAUCAAAAGAAACUUCAGCAGCGUGGCAGCCUCAGCGGGAAGCGCCACUCUCAACGGGGAGGACGGCGUGGAGCAGACUGCCAUUAAAGUGUCUCUCAAGUGUCCCAUCACCUUUCGCCGCAUUCAGCUGCCCGCACGAGGGCAUGACUGUAAACACGUGCAGUGCUUCGACCUGGAGUCUUACUUGCAGCUGAACUGUGAGAGAGGAACGUGGAGGUGUCCUGUUUGCAAUAAAACCGCAUUACUAGAAGGCCUCGAAGUGGAUCAGUACAUGUGGGGGAUCCUCAAUGCCAUCCAAAAUUCCGAGUUUGAGGAAGUCACGAUCGACCCGACGUGCAGCUGGCGGCCCGUGGCCAUCAAGUCGGAAAUGCAUAUCAAAGAGGACCCCGACGGACCUCUGGCAAAGCGCUUCAAGACCAUGAGCCCGAGUCAGAUGACCAUGCCCAACGUGAUGGAGAUGAUCGCUCAGCUGGGGCCUGGAAGCGGGCCAGGCCCCGGCCACGGUCCUGGACCCGGCCCCAGCCCUUAUCCCUCACACCAUCCAGGCCAACAUGCCAGUGGAAAUGGAAGCGAUUACCCAGGAGCAGGCACCCCAUACCACAGCCAAGGGAACUUUGACUUCCCACAUGGGAACCCGUCUGGGGGAGGGGUUCCUCCUAUGAGUGACUUCAUCCAUGGCCCGCAACUUUCCCACCCACCAGAUGGGCCAAGCGGUCUUCUGUCCCAGGACAAGCUCCUCAACCACGGCAUGAAUGACUCCAUGUCCCACCCCGAUCCGUCCCAUAACUCAAUGCAGCCCGGCUUGCAUGCUUCUCCACACCCCGGCGGCCAAUCGGGGCCGUCUUUGCAUCACAGCGGUCAAUCGGGGCCACCGUUGCAUCACGGCGGUGGUGGCCCAUCGUCAUCGCAGCCGCCUCGCCCGCCGCCACAACCUCAGCCGCCCGGCCAAAACACUCACCCGCACGCCGAUCUGACGUUUAACCCUUCGUCAGAUGGUCCGGACAUGCCCGAACCUUCGCUGGAUCUGCUUCCUGAGCUGGCCAACCCGGACGAGCUUCUCUCGUACCUGGAUCCUCCCGACCUUCCGGCCAACAGCAACGACGACCUUCUCUCCCUCUUUGAGAACAACUAAGCUCCCAAUGCCCCGGCCCCUGUACUUCCUCCUUUCAAGCUCACCUCACAGGGGGAUGUGUUUGACUGUCCUGUCCACAGACACGUCGCCCACCCCCCACUUUGACACUUGAGACUGUAUCCCAUGCGCACACGCGCACACUGUCUUUCUAGAAGAUGUGCUGCGUGGGACAAAAAAAAAAGGACGGGAACGCCGCUCAUCCCUGCACUUCCUUUUUAUGUAAAGAUUCCACCAACAGCAUCCACGGCCACGUUGGCGUGCACAAAAAAAAGGCGAUAUCACGCAUAUGUAUACAGUGAAUAUACAUAUCUGUGAUACAUAAUCAAGUGUGCAGCUAUUAUUAUCAUCACCUGUAAACGACAAAAGCCAGGAGACAAGGAAAAGCGUUUUUUUUUCUUUUAAUCUAAGCAUGAUUUGGCUUUUGUAGGAAAAACAAGUCUUUUAUGUGUGCGUGUGUGUUUUUGUCCCUUUUCCAAACGUGUUCUUCCAAGACGGCGGCAAUUGCUGUGACCUUUGAACCCCCUCCAGAGUGCACGUGGCAAACGGAGCGUGUGACCUCGCCGAAAGGACGAGUAGUCGCGCAGAGUGUGUGUGUACGCGUAAAAACGGAGUAAAUCCACCACUGUGUUCUUCUUCCACUCCACAGAUGCUGUAUUUAUGAUGAUAUCUCACUUUGACAUCUUUUUUUUUGCAAUUGUGCCAACGCAUCCCUUUCAUUUGUCUCAUUUCUAUUUAUUGCUUUACUACAUCUGUUGUUUUUAUCAUUGUCAUUUUUUUCUCCAAUCCUGUCUCACCAAAGCAAAUUAUUCUCCUGUUUUACUAUUCAAACGUAGCGUCCAAACCCAGCCUCCUUUUUUUUUUUUUUUUUUUUGCGUGUGUGUGCGUGCACAACUGUUGUAUAUACGCUUUGUGAAUACUUAGUGACUGUGCAGUGCUGUGCCCAUCUAUUACUGUCAACUAGACAUGGUACUGUGUGUCACACUCCACACACAUGCACUCACUUUACACAAAUACAAUACACACAAACCCACUUCCAAAUGCACUCUGGCCUUGUACUGUGUUAUGAUGUACCCUCGUCAACCAUUUUUGUUCUUUUUGUUCAUGAAUGUAAUGUGUUCGUAUUGGUGUAAAAGCAGCUUAGAGGUCCAAAUUUCUCCCCUCCAAAAUAUCAUUGAACACGUUAAUUCAAAAAUGUUUUGUGUAUUUUCGCCACAUUUUAUACGCUUUUAAGUUAAUGAUUGUUUUUGCUUCUUAAUUUCGAUGCAUUCAUCGAAAUUUAAAAUGUACGUUUUCAUCCCGUUUUAUUAUUUUCUUGUGUAAUCCCUUCAUACGCAACCAAAUAUGCUUUACUUUACUUGUCAAAUAUCGUUUUGUUUGUUCCAUUGUAAAACAAUGCACUGCCGCAUUGGGAUGUUCCCUACACAGUCAUGUUUGAAUUCAAAAUGUACUGUCCACUUCUGGCCAAUGAGAAGAAAAUUCUUGUUUAAAAACUAAACAAAAACGAGGGUGUGACUGUGAGGGGAUGCGUGUGUGUUUGUGUACAUAAUGUAAAUGACAAAUAGAGACCCUGUUAACUGAAUUGUAUUCAUUUUUCUCCAGAGGGAGUGUUCAUAGUGUAUUUAGAAUUUGUAAAGCUUGCAUCCUCCUGUCAGACAUCCCAAUUGGAAAUAUGUUUGAUGACCUCGCUAAACUCGCCUGUUCAUUUAUGUAAAAUACUUUAUGUAAACCCUCCCAUGCGUGGGGGUCCCGAGACACAAAAUACAUUUUUUUCUCCCCUUUGUGUAAUUCUGUGUAUUUCUCUCUGGCCUGUGUACUUGAUAAAGGUGCUACAAAAUGAUUCACACCCUUCAUUAAGACUUGGAGAAAAAGCUUUGCAGUUUGUAAAAAAAAAAAAAAAAAAAAAUCUUAAUAAAAGUUCCAAUUUAUAGUUUUUAUGCAAUUUGGCAAACAGUUCUAUAAAGGUACAAUCUAAAGUUAUUGGCAGUUGUCUUUCUCUUGGUUUUUGAACAUUUAAUGGUGUACAUUCAGUUCAUAUUGGAAAACUGGUCAGACAAACAUUGUGAUUUUUAGUCUUGAAAAUCUGUAUGUAGUUAGAUGGAUGUGACAUCCCUAAUAUUUAUCUAAUAAAUAUGUAUUCCGAUGAAACACCAUGUUGGACGUGCCUCUUGAUACUUAGAUUUUACUGUUUAUACAGUAGUUGUAAUGAGAACGGAGGCUUAAGUUGUAACUUUGUCACAGUAAAGAAGAUACUGAUAGAAUAUGCAGUUUAAAAAAAAAAAAAUUAGGUAUGCAGGACAGUGGGAAAAAAAUUAAAAUUAAUUUAAUAAUAAAUAUAUUAUUAUAUUUAUAUUAUCAUGAUAAUAUACAUUCACCGGUCACUUUAUUAGGUACACCAUGCUAGUAACUGGUUGGACCCCCUUUUGCCUUCAGAACUGCCUCAAUUCUUCGUGGCAUAGAUUCAACAAGGUGCUGGAAGCAUUCCUCAACCUCCUGCAGUUUAAACCGAGCAUCAGUAUGGGGAAGAAAGGUGAUUUGAGUGACUUUGAACGUGGCAUGGUUGUUGGUGCCAGAAGGGCUGGUCUGAGUAUUUCCGAAACUGCUGAUCUACUGGGAUUUUCACGCACAACCAUCUCUAGGGUUUACAGAGAAUGGUCCGAAAAAGAAAAAAUAUCCAGUGAGCGUCAGUUCUGUAGGCGGAAAUGCCUUGUUGAUGCCAGAAGUCAGAGGAGAAUGGCCGGACUGGUUUGAGCUGAUAGAAAGGCAACAGUGACUCAAAUAACCAACCGUUACAACCAAGGUAGGCAGAAGAGCAUCUCAACGCACAGUAUGUCGAACUUUGAGGCAGAUGGGCUACAGCAGCAAAAGACCACGCCGGGUGCCACUCUUUUCAGCUAAGAACAGGAAACUGAGGCUACAAUUUGCACAAGCUCAUCGAAAUUGGACAAGAGAAGAUUGGAAAAACGUCUGGUCUGAUGAGUCUCGAUUUCUGCUGUGACAUUCGAAUGGUAGGGUCAGAAUUUGGCGUCAACAAGAUCCAUCCUGCCUUGUAUCAACGGUUCAGGCUGUUGGUGGUGGUGUAAUGGUGUGGGGAAUAUUUUCUUGGCACUCUUUUGGGCCCUUUGGUACCAAUUGAGCAUCGUUGGAAUGCCACAGCCUGCCUGAGUAUUGUUGCUGACUAUGUCCAUCCCUUUAUGACCACAAUGUACCCAACUUCUGAUGGCAACUUUCAGCAGGAUAAUGCGCCAUGUCAUAAAGCUGGAAUCAUCUCAGACUGGUUUCUUGAACAUGACAAUGAGUUCACUGUACUCAAAUGGCCUCCACAGUCACCAGAUCUCAAUCCAAUAGAGCAUCUUUGGGAUGUGGUGGAACGGGAGAUUCGCAUCAUGGAUGUGCAGUCGACAAAUCUGCACCAACUGUGUGAUGCCAUCAUGUCAAUAUGGACCAAACUCUCUGAGGAAUGCUUCCAGCACCUUGUUGGAUC
Messenger RNA from Corythoichthys intestinalis (scribbled pipefish), 8532 nucleotides. It is a transcript of the gene zmiz1a, whose product is annotated as zinc finger, MIZ-type containing 1a. Gene Ontology annotation, molecular function: zinc ion binding; SUMO ligase activity. Bases 1770 to 5051 code for a protein of 1093 amino acids. Lineage: Eukaryota; Metazoa; Chordata; Actinopteri; Syngnathiformes; Syngnathidae. The record is from RefSeq and is a predicted model, not a curated record. Gene Ontology annotation, cellular component: chromatin. Gene Ontology annotation, biological process: protein sumoylation; regulation of transcription by RNA polymerase II. The transcript is spliced from 23 exons.